UUAUCAAAAUGAAAGUAGAGUCUCGUCGAUGGAAGAUUUAUUGGUCGAAUUUUCUACGUAGGUUCACCGUCGGAAGCUCGGUCGUCGCGAUGAACGCGAUUAAGAAACGUUUGCAAACGCUGAAGAUCGAGAAGGACCUGGCGAUGGACAGGGCCGAUCUGUGCGACCAGCAGGCGAAGGAGGCGAAUCAGCGAGAGGAGAAGCUGAAGGACGAGGUCCGGGAACUGGCGAAGAAACUGGCGCAAAUGGAACGCGACUUGGAACUGAGCAAAGCUCAGUUGGAAAAGUCGAACCGUGAUCUCGAACAGAAGGAGAGGGUCUACAUCGUGACGCAGUCGGAGCUGGCGGUUCUGAACAGAAAGAUGCAGCAAUGCCUGCAGAACUUGGAGAAAUCGGAGGAGCGUCGUUUGACGGCGCAAACCAAGCUGGCACAGGCGACGGAGACGGCGGAGGAUGCGAAACGUAUCUGCAAAGUUUUGGAGAACAGAAGCAAACAGGACGAGGAGAGGAUGGAUCAGUUGAUGGCGCAGCUGAAAGAGGCGAGGCUGAUCGCCGAGGACGCCGAUACGAAAUCGGACGAGAUCUCGAGGAAAUUGGCUUUCGUCGAGGACGAAUUAGAAGCGGCUGAAGAAAGAGUAAAGUCGAGCGAGGCAAAGAUAAUGGAACGGGAGGACGAAUUGUUCAUUGUUGGCAACAUACUGAAGUCUUUAGAAGUGUCCGAGGAGAAGGCUAACCAAAGGGUGGAGGAAUUUAAAGCACAACUGAAAGAUCUGAAGGUAAAGUUGAAGGCUGCUGAGAAAAGAGCCGUCAUCGCCGAGAAGAUGGUCAAAGUGUUCUCGAAAGAGUUGGACGCGAGAGAAGACUUUCUAUUCAGAGAAAAGGAGAAGUACAAAUACAUCUGCGACGACAUGGACUCUACGUUCGCCGAACUCACUGGAUAUUAGUCGAACUCUUGUAACAUCGAACAUCGGCCAUUUUCCAUGUCAGUGUAUCCGUAUUGUUUCUUUUCUAUUAAAAAACCACGCUCCAACUUA
Messenger RNA from Frieseomelitta varia, 1034 nucleotides. RefSeq names its product tropomyosin-2-like. Gene Ontology annotation, biological process: muscle contraction; actin filament organization. Gene Ontology annotation, molecular function: actin filament binding. The coding region runs from base 9 to 944 and encodes 311 amino acids. The transcript is spliced from 6 exons. Gene Ontology annotation, cellular component: actin filament. The record is from RefSeq and is a predicted model, not a curated record. Lineage: Eukaryota; Metazoa; Arthropoda; Insecta; Hymenoptera; Apidae.